This is a messenger RNA of Gymnodraco acuticeps, 2220 nucleotides long. It is a transcript of the gene hgfac, whose product is annotated as hepatocyte growth factor activator. The transcript has 15 exons. Gene Ontology annotation, biological process: zymogen activation; blood coagulation. Gene Ontology annotation, cellular component: extracellular region. Bases 234 to 2084 code for a protein of 616 amino acids. NCBI's taxonomy places the organism in Eukaryota, Metazoa, Chordata, Actinopteri, Perciformes, Bathydraconidae. The record is from RefSeq and is a predicted model, not a curated record. Gene Ontology annotation, molecular function: serine-type endopeptidase activity.
CAGAGAGGUGCAGAGGGAACACCAGCCGGGAUAUAGGAUGCCUCGGAGAUAGCCGAGCCCAAUGACGCAACGGGUUUACUCAAUACAGCUUGAAAGUGUGAGGGACAGGAUAAUACUUGCAGGGUUUCCCACGUCUCCUAUGACAAAACGCAGGCUGAUCACUUGGAAACUGACAGAUAUAACGUGACAGGCUCACAGAACCUCCUCGGACUUCUGGAAACAAGCUUCUCCGGAUGGACCAACACACUUUCAUGAUGGCAUACUUUGUAUUACUUUUUCUACCUUGUGUUUUCAGUACAAGGGGGCGCAUACUGUCUGCUGGGUAUGAAUCCAUGAUCUCACAUGUGCCAUACAGCGGGAUCCGGAAAGUUCUAACAACAGACAACAAAGAAUGUAAAUUCCCAUUUCGUCAGGGGGGAAGAAUUCAUCACCACUGCCUCACCAUCCGGUCCUCAAAACCCUGGUGCUCCCUCACUCAUAAUUUCGAUCGGGACCUGCAGUACGGUUUCUGUGGGCCACAGAAAAUUAUUCCAAAUGUUUCUAUCCACACGUCGCGCAGAAUCACAGAUCCAUGUCAGGUGACCCUCUGUCAGAAUGGAGGGGUCUGCACACGGAUCCCACACACUACGUCUGCUGAGUGCUCCUGUCCGGAGAGCUUCACUGGCACACACUGUGAGCACAAGAAGUGCUAUGAAAUGGUACACCUGCACUAUUAUGACACCGGAGACACUUGGGGACGAAUUCACCUCCGUAAUGUGGAACAGUGCACAUGUGUGGCGGGGGAAAUCCAGUGUGAAAGAGUCCGCUACACAAUGUGCCGUUCAAACCCUUGUCAGAACGACGGGACGUGCCGACGGAUCACAGCCACCCGAAAGGAGGUGUGUAACUGCAGGUGGGGCUACGGCGGUCCCCACUGCAGCGUCGAGCCGGAGUCAGAGUGCUACACCGGCAGGGGCACAGGUUACAGAGGGGUGGUGGACACGACGGUGUCCGGCGCCCGCUGUAUGGCCUGGAACUCAGACCUGCUGUACGAUGAGCUGCACGUGGGCACGGUGGACGACUCGCCCCGCAAAGGCCUCGGGAAUCAUGCCUACUGCAGAAACCCAGAUAAAGACAAGAUGCCGUGGUGCUACACGCUAGAUAACGGCGCCAUCUCCUGGGAGUACUGUGACGUCCCCGCCUGUGUGAUGUCUGUGUGGGAGAAUCAGCCUGUGACACACAAGCAAAUAUUCAGAAGAGCCUUUUCACGAAGGAUUAUCCCAUUUAAUGUCCCGAAGCCUUCCAAUCCCGGCAAAAAGCAUGUGUGUGGGAAAAGGCACGAGAAGAGGUUAUCGAUAGCCAGGGGCCGGAUAAUGGGCGGGAACUCAGCGCUGCCAGGGACUCACCCCUGGAUGGCAGCCAUUUACAUCGGAGAGUCAGACUUCUGCGCCGGCACUCUGGUCUCCUCCUGCUGGAUCGUCUCUGCCGCUCACUGCUUCUUCCGCAACCCCCUGAAGUCUCAGCUGAGGGUGGUGCUCGGCCAGCAGAGGUUCAACGUCACGGGUCCAAACACCAGGACGUUCGGAGUGCAGGAGUACAUCUUUCCAAAACAGUUCUCAGUGUUUAAUCCAACACUAUAUGACAUUGUUCUGAUUAAGCUGGCGAAGCAGGACGGGCGGUGCGUGAGGAAAACUCCGUUCAUCAGACCCAUCUGUCUCCCGGACAAAAGCAUGGCGUUCCCUGAUCACUCCUGCUGUACCAUCAGCGGCUGGGGACACAUGAGUGAGAAGGCAGAGGGUUACUCUAGUCUGCAGGAGGUUGGAGUGAGACUGAUUCCUCAUGACGCUUGUAGGAAGCCAAAUGUUUAUGGCAACCAUGUCACUGCUGACAUGAUUUGUGCGGGGCUGAACGGCUGUGCGGACGCCUGCCAGGGCGACUCGGGGGGCCCUCUGGCCUGUGCGCACCAUGAUGUCAGCUUCCUGUAUGGCAUCACCAGCUGGGGAGAGGGCUGCGGCCGCUCCGAAAAACCCGGUGUUUACACUAAAGUGACGAACUAUAUCGAUUGGAUCAAUUCAGUGAUCACACGCAAACCCAAGGCUUUGUGAAUUGAUGUUACCUGGAUAAUAGCUUUAAUAUAUAAUAUUUUGUACUUUAUUUUAUUGUUUUAUAUUUAUAAUGCUUGUGGAAGUUUAUAGAUUAUCUUUUUUAACUGUGAAACACUUUGUGACUGAAUAAACCUUU